ACAAAGUUGUUCACAAAUCACUUUGUGGCUUACAUUUAGUUUCUGCAUGUUUCUGUAACGUGCUGCCAUGAGGAGACUAAACUGUACACUGGUUGUCGGCACGAGAAGGGGAACUGCCCUGUGAAGUGUUUCAACCGUAAAGUGCAGGAUAGAGCUGUUGAAUGGCAAUGGUACCUAUGCAGAGCACCGAGGACCUCAAUCAGCAGUGCCAGAAAAUGACAGCAGAGGAGACCGAUGAUAAUAACAGAUGCAGCAGCAACCUACAUGAACUUCCCUCUCCAGCAGGAUGUGGAAUGUUUACCUUUCUGUCAUCUACCAUUGCUGCCAUCAGUGGACUCCUAAUGGGUUAUGAAUUGGGACUUAUCUCAGGGGCUCUUCUCCAGCUGAGCAGUAUACUAAUGCUCUCUUGCAAACAGCAGGAAAUAGUCGUAAGUGCCAUCCUUAUUGGGGCCUUACUAGCAUCACUUACUGGUGGAUUCCUGAUUGACCGAUUUGGAAGGAGAAUUGCUAUUAUUGUAGCAUCUUCUUUAUUUGUAUUGGGAAGUCUGAUCUUGAUACCCAGUGCAUCAUAUGGGAUACUUAUUGUAGGCCGGAUCACUAUAGGCAUUUCCAUAUCAUUAUCUUCAAUUGCAACAUGUGUAUAUAUUGCUGAGAUUGCACCGCAGCAUAGAAGAGGCCUACUUGUGUCAUUAAAUGAACUUAUGAUUGUGACUGGCUUUCUUUUUGCCUACAUUUCAAAUUAUGUAUUUGCCAGUUUCUCUCAAGGCUGGAAAUACAUGUUUGGCCUUGCAAUGCCAUUAGGGGCUUUGCAAGCUGUUGCUAUGUAUUUCCUUCCCCCAAGUCCUCGGUUUCUUGUUAUGAAAGGUAAUGAUGAAGCUGCUAGCAAGGUACUGGGGAGGCUAAGGGCAACUUCAGACACUACUGAAGAACUCAUUGCCAUCAAGUCUUCCUUGAAAGAUGAACAUCAGUACAGUUUUUUGGACAUAUUUCGUUCAAAAGACAACAUGAGGGCACGAAUGCUAAUAGGUCUCACCCUAGCAUUUUUUGUGCAAACAACAGGACAACCUAACAUUUUAUUUUAUGCAUCGACUGUUCUGAAGUCAGUUGGGUUUCAGAGCAAUGAAGCGGCUAGCUUGGCCUCUACUGGAGUGGGAGUGGUCAAAGUAGUCAGCACAAUCCCAGCCAUCAUUUUUGUGGAUCAAGUUGGAAGCAAAACCUUUCUGUGUAUUGGUUCUUCUCUUAUGGCGGUGUCGCUAGUCACCAUGGGUUUGGUGAAUUUUAAUUUACAUAUGAACUUCACAAAUAUCUGUAGAAGCCAGUCCCUGGAAGAUUCAGUUUUUCAUGGAUCAGGAAACCUGACUGCUAAUAAUGACAGUCUCAGGAACCAGUUUGGCAGUAUGACUUCACAGGAUGGAAUAUCACUAAAUACACUAAAGAAAUCUGAAAUGGUUAAAACAGAGGAACAGAACAGGACAGUUUUGGAAGGAGACAUAAUCUCUACAGGAAGUCAAAUGAGAUCGAACAUCAAAACAGAAACUGUGGAAGUCCCACUAGUUCUGAAAUGGAUCUCUCUGGCUAGCUUGCUUGUUUAUGUUGCUGCUUUCUCCAUUGGUCUGGGACCAAUGACCUGGCUGCUGCUGAGUGAAAUUUUCCCUGGUGGAAUCAGAGGACGGGCCAUUGCUUUGACCUCUAGCAUGAACUGGGGUAUAAAUCUCCUUAUCUCCUUGACAUUUUUGACUGUAACUGACCUUAUUGGCUUGCCAUGGGUGUGCUUCAUUUACACAGUAAUGAGUCUAGCAUCCUUGGCUUUUGUCAUCAUGUUUAUACCAGAGACAAAGGGGUGCUCUUUAGAACAAAUAUCCAUGGAGCUAGCCAAACAGAAGUAUGCGAAGAAUACCACUUGCUGGAUCAGCCAACGAAGAGAGAAAUUAGCACCAAUAGAGCUUCCCAAGAGAGAACACUGUGAGCAGUUCUACUAGACUUCAGAAGGAUGUUCAUCCAAGGGCAACCUAUGUGGCCUUCUCAAGAGAACUAAUACCCCAAAAUAUUCAUGAAUGCUAUUAUGUGAGAAACCUUAGUAUCUUAUAUACACAAACUAGUCUCUAUUCCAUUUCAAAGUAGUUUUUCCUUCAGUGACAAUAUAAUUCUAAAAUUUAAGAUUUUUGUAGUUUACAAUUCAUUAGAAUCCUAGAUUUACCCUACUUUGUGCCAGCAUCUUUCACCUCCUCUGAACUUACCAACCCCUUAGAUGUGGAAGGUGAAUGAGUGCUGAAAUACUAUGAACAAUUCUGAUCAGCCGUCUUCAACCAAGAUGAAUUCAAACCAGAACUGAUACAGAGGAGGACUAUGAGAACUAGCACAGAAAUGGAGAGUCUAUGUUACAAGAGGAAAGUAAAAGAGUUCUUCUACUUUAGCCUAGCAAAACAAUUGUGAAAAUUUAAGGGUGCAUGCACUAGGAAGGGAGGAGAACUAUGUGAGCUAACAGACAACAUUGGGCACAAGAACAAGUGGAUGGAUAUAAAGUGGACCGUGAAUAAAUUCAAGUUGAAAGUUAGAGCAGUGAUGUUCUGGAACAGGCUUCCAAUAGGAGAAGCCUGAGGUAAGAUAUAGAACUAGUUUUACAGGGGAGCUUGAGUACUUCAAGGAAGUCCUCGAGGGCAACUUGAAAAAAUGAAACAUUGACAUCAGCUCGUGGGAGACUAUUGCCCAGGACCUCCCCAGGAGGAAGAGUGUUGGAAGAGUGUUCCUCCCCAGGAGGAAGAGUGUUGGAAGAGUGUUGGACUUCGAAACCUUACAAUGACAACAGGAGAUGGAAAAGCAGGAGUGGCAGAUAUAGAGUGUCAUGGACCAAAUCAAGAAUCUGGAGCCACCUGUCUCUCAUGGAAACACAUAGAUGAGUUGCAGCAGUCUGUCAAUCCUGAAUCGGUCUCAUCAGCCAUCUUUAGACCCACACGUAAAACAAUCAUAUGGAAGACAGUCAUCCUUGACUGCAAGGGAUUGCUGAAGUAUAUGAUAUAGUUGUCUGGAACAGUAGGAGACUGAUCUUGGUGACCCAGUAAGUCUCUUCCUGUACUAUGUUUUUAUUAAAUGAAGCAACAAAAACUUUUGAGACAGAGGCAUCUAAAUGCAUGACCAGCUCCUUGAACUGGUGUAGGCCCUAAAAGAGACAAAGAGAGAGAGGUUUUACUUCCCAAAUCAUACAAAUCAAGAUAAAAACAAUUAGAGUUGACUCUGAGAUUAGUUUUCAUGUCCUAAUGCAGCCUUGGGAGUAUAAAGGAAGAGUUUGUGUGGCACAAUUAAUAGAUGGUAACAUUAUUAUUUGCAUACCUACAUGCUGUAAAUCUAAAUCAUUGCUGUUCUGGAAAUAUUGUGUCAAACUUGGAGUGGAUUCCUCUGAGUCAUUCUCUGCUUAUUCCAAAGUCCUGGUCAGGAACACAACUGCACUCUUUCAAACAAUUAUUAUGUACCACAUGUUAGGCAUUAGCUAGCUCAUAGUUGUUUCUCAGUGAGCAAUAAGCUUGAUUACUAAAGGCAAUCAUUGAUCCUCUGGAUCAUGGUGUACACACAAAAUAAAAGCAAUAAGAAUUGAAGCUACAGUGCUGAACCACUGGAUUUGGAAGACUACCGUAGCAAUUGGCUGAUAGAGGAGGUCUUGGAGAAAACAAAUUAAUAAAACACAAAUUGUCAUGAUCCAAACCAUUGUAUACGCUGAGUAGGACCUCCAAGCAGUAAUUCAUGGAAACCAUAACCAACUAGUUGCAUUCCUCAUGUCAAACUGUAGCCAUGCAAAGCAGGAGGUAACAAAGGUUAUCAUAUCUCCACUUCCUAUGUGGCUUAGUUGGAAAUUUUUCUGAUCUCUUUGCUUAGAAGGCUGAUAAUGCUCUGGUAGAGUGAAGUCUUUCAAGUUUCAGGUUUUUCCAUCAAGGGUUCAGAGGACCAUUUAUUAGCACAAUAUAUGCCCAAUCAAAGCCUAUAGAGAAGCUAGAGAAGAGUCAGGAACAAACUUAUUAAUAACAGUAAUUAGGAAUUUAGCUACCUCAGAAUGUGAGCCUACUGUUAAGAGCUCCAUUAUAUCCUUCCUGCUAUGGAGAUCUGCAACCUAGAUCCUGGGAGAGUUGACCAAGUCCUAUCCAACCCUUCCUGUAAAGAGGAGAUAAUAGUCAGAGCCUGUUCUGCCAAUGCAAGAACAAUACACAUACCAUAUUUUCUAGAGUUUACCUUGUUUUAAAUUAUAUAUGCCAUGGUGCUGCUAUCGUAGGUGACAAUUCUAGAGACUGGUAGAUGUCACAGUUGGCUAGGGUUUAUUUAAUUCAAGCAUUGCCGCUCAAAUAUAAUAUUAUCACAGGCAUCACAACUCAAUGUUAAUUUCAGGAUGUACAUGGUGUUACAAAGUGCUAACCAGGACAUUAUUUUCCCAUUCUGUGAAGAGGUUAAAAAUGAAAAUGAAAUGUUUCUAUUCUGCUCUGGGAUAAAACUGAGAUCUUUCAAUAUUUUUCAUGAAAAACGAGAGUGGAAGAGACAGCCCAAAAUAGUCAGGUGGUUUGGAGAGACAAGGAUCCUUGUGGUGAUAUCUUUUAUUGGACCAACUGCAUAGUUGUGAUAAAGUUAGACAAAAUUUCAAAUGCAGUGUAUUCUCCAUCAGCUUGGGAUCCUCACCUGAGAUAGGGGACACCCAGGUUCAAGUUCCUAGUCAGAGUUCAACAAGGCAGGGUCUCUCACACCCCAGCUGAGAACCUAUGUGGCCAACCCAGGGUCUCAUUCUGACCCCCACACUUCACCCCAGAUGUGAGAAACCUUUGGUAAUGAAAUCUGAUUUAGAACUAGAAUAUAUCUGGGAAAGGCUCACUGGAGGACUUGGCAGUCUCUUGGUUUUCCAGCAAAAACCUCUCUUGUUGGAAUUCCUGAUCAACUUCAGUAGCAAACAAACAAGCAUCUAAGGAUAUGGAUAAGGUUUUAGAAUCAUGAUUUUUGAAUUCUCGGGGUUAGCCACACUGUGGCCACGUCUACACGAGAUGCUGACAGUGCAGGUUGUUACUGCACAGUCAUUUAGUACUUGUUUAUACAAGUAACUCAGGUUACUGUGUGGUAGUACUGAUGAACAUCUUUUUUAUGAUGCUACUGUGCAGUCAUCUACUAUUACUGCACAGUAGUGUUGCAUCGUGGUUUUUGCCACACUAUGCUACUGUGCAGCAGUAUUGAGUUACUGCGCAGUAACAUCUCAUGUAGAUGUGGCUGGUGAUACUCGGCCUCAACGCCUUUUAUUUUACCAGUAUUGUUAGGUUAAAAAUAUAUUUUUAAAAAUACCAAUGCCCUGAGUCAGUAGAGGCCAAGCUUUUUGGCUGGCAUGCUGCAAAUUAACCAAGCAUCCUCCCAGCAUCAGACCCACUUUGAACCACCAUCCCCUGCCCAUGGCUGCCCAUGGCCCUUGUGACAUGCAUGCGACGGGAUGGCUACCCCUGCCCUAGAUUAUGGAAACUGACAGAAUAUUAAAAUACAUAUAUAAAAUAUUA
Messenger RNA from Alligator sinensis (Chinese alligator), 5510 nucleotides. It is a transcript of the gene SLC2A12, whose product is annotated as solute carrier family 2 member 12. Gene Ontology annotation, biological process: transmembrane transport. Gene Ontology annotation, cellular component: membrane. Bases 162 to 1979 code for a protein of 605 amino acids. The record is from RefSeq and is a predicted model, not a curated record. Gene Ontology annotation, molecular function: transmembrane transporter activity. NCBI's taxonomy places the organism in Eukaryota, Metazoa, Chordata, Crocodylia, Alligatoridae. The transcript has 5 exons.